Messenger RNA from Mus musculus (house mouse), 1669 nucleotides. RefSeq names its product heparan sulfate (glucosamine) 3-O-sulfotransferase 6 (gene Hs3st6). The transcript has 2 exons. Gene Ontology annotation, molecular function: [heparan sulfate]-glucosamine 3-sulfotransferase activity; sulfotransferase activity. The record is from RefSeq and is a predicted model, not a curated record. Gene Ontology annotation, cellular component: Golgi membrane. The coding region runs from base 884 to 1555 and encodes 223 amino acids. NCBI's taxonomy places the organism in Eukaryota, Metazoa, Chordata, Mammalia, Rodentia, Muridae. Gene Ontology annotation, biological process: heparan sulfate proteoglycan biosynthetic process.
CGAUUCCUGGACACGGUGUCCUCCGGUGAUGAGGCCCUGGCUCCGGGAAACAGGGGCUGAGGCCGCACACCUGUCGCCCUGGUCCAAAGGGGCAGAGAUAGACUUUUAAAGGACAGAACGGGGAUUCCCACUCGCCCAGUCUUGUGUCCCUCCGCGCCACGCAUUCCCGUAGUGUAAGAGCGAAGACUUUGGAGCCAAGCGAACCGGAGACCAGCUCAGGAGGAGUGUUGGGGUAGCUGGGAUAGCUCCUGGUCGCUCUGGAAGUUAGCUGGAGUCGCUAGUCCCAGGCGAGGGCUGGGGAGGGGCGUCUCGGCCCCGCCCCGCCCCGCCCCGCCCCGCCCCGCCCCGCCCCGCCCCUCUCCGGCUCCAGGGUUGCGAGGCUGCGGAGCUCAACCCAGAAGCCGGGCGCCCUGGGGUUGAGCGGGCGACGCACUAUAGCCGGGAUGCGCACCUGUCUGCGGUUCCCGCUCCCGAGCCUGAGCGCGAAGCGACCCCAUGGCAGGUAGCGGUGGCCUGGGCGGCGGGGCCGGUGACCUCCAGGGUGCGGGGACGGGCCAGGGGACUGCACUGCGUGCUCUCCGUGCUCCGCUGGCGCUCGUAGUUCUGUUGCUAAGCGCCUACUGCCUCUUCGCCCUCCCCGGCCGCUGUCCACCUGCCGCCCGCGCCCCUGCUCCGGUUCCUGCACCCGCCGAGCCGCCCCACACCUCCCUCCGUCUGAGAGCACCCGGCCUGCCGGUGGCCAGCGGCCCGGGGCGCCGGCGCUUUCCUCAGGCGCUCAUUGUGGGUGUGAAGAAAGGCGGCACGCGCGCAUUGCUGGAGUUCCUGCGGUUGCACCCCGACGUCCGUGCACUUGGCUCUGAACCCCACUUCUUCGACAGGUGCUAUGAUCGCGGCCUCGCCUGGUACCGGUGAGCGUCCCUGCUGGUCCGCGCCUCGUCGGGGCCUAAUGCCACGGACCCUGGAUGGGCAGAUCACCAUGGAGAAGACGCCCAGCUACUUUGUGACUCAGGAGGCUCCCCGCCGAAUCCAUGGCAUGUCCCCAGAUACCAAGCUGAUUGUGGUGGUGCGGAACCCCGUGACCCGGGCCAUCUCUGAUUAUGCACAGACACUCUCCAAGACCCCAGGCUUGCCUAGCUUCCGUGCCCUGGCCUUCCGCCACGGCCUGGGUCCCGUGGACACAGCCUGGAGUGCUGUGCGCAUUGGCCUCUAUGCUCAGCACUUGGACAACUGGCUCCGCUACUUUCCUCUGUCCCACUUCCUGUUUGUAAGCGGUGAGCGCCUGGUCAGUGAUCCAGCUGGCGAAGUGGGCCGUGUACAGGACUUUCUGGGUCUCAAACGGGUUGUCACUGACAAGCACUUCUACUUCAAUGCUACUAAGGGCUUCCCCUGCCUCAAAAAGGCCCAGGGUAGUGGGAGACCCCGCUGCUUGGGUAAAUCCAAGGGCCGGCCUCACCCCCGAGUGCCGGAGGCAGUGGUUCAGCGCCUGCAGGCUUUCUACCGGCCAUUCAACCGCAAGUUCUACCAGAUGACUGGCCAGGACUUUGGCUGGGACUGAUCAAGGCCCAGCCUAGCCUUUCCCUGAAGGCCCAGUACCUUUAAUUUAUGUCUGUCUGCUGGCUCACUGCAGUAUUUAGGGAAUAAAGCCUAGAUUUGUCUUCUUCCACUUGGA